Vicia villosa (hairy vetch) is the source of this 4206-nucleotide messenger RNA. RefSeq names its product pentatricopeptide repeat-containing protein At1g06710, mitochondrial-like. Bases 59 to 2962 code for a protein of 967 amino acids. Gene Ontology annotation, molecular function: protein binding. NCBI's taxonomy places the organism in Eukaryota, Viridiplantae, Streptophyta, Magnoliopsida, Fabales, Fabaceae. The transcript is spliced from 4 exons. The record is from RefSeq and is a predicted model, not a curated record.
AACUUUUUUCUUAAACCCUAAAUCAAAACCCUUUGAAUUUGAUUGAUUUUCCAAGACUAUGAGGAGGAACAGAGAGUUGAAAUCUCUACUCUCUCGCUCUCUCCAAUUCUCCACUUCUUCCCAACACACUCUCCCUGGUUUGCUUCAUCCCAGCGACGCCACUUUUUCACCCCCAACACCAUCCCCAACUCCUGAUUUAUCACAAGACUACGCAUUCCUCCGCAACACUUUACUCAAUUCCACUUCCACACAAACCCUCCCUUCCGGUGACUACCCUAACGACGCCGUUUCAAUUUCAAACGCAAUCAGAGCCGGUUUCGACAUCGAAACCAAUCAAUUUUUCAGACAGUUUCGUGGUAGGUUAUCCGAGUCUUUGGUAAUGCAGGUGAUGGAUAAUGUUAACAACCCUGAGUUGUGUGUAAAGUUUUUCUUAUGGGCCGGUCGGCAAAUCGGUUAUUCUCACACCCCACUUGUGUUUGAUAAAUUGCUUGAGUUGUUCGGGUGUAACGGCACUGGAAAUGAUAGAGUGCCUUUGAAGUUUUUGAAGGAAAUUAGGGACGAUGAUAGCGAUUUGCUUCGUAGGUUGCUUAAUUUUCUUGUUCGAAAGUGUUGUCGAAAUGGGUGGUGGAAUAUGGCUUUGGAAGAGAUGGGAAGGCUUAAGGAUUUUGGGUACAAGCCUUCUCAGACUACUUAUAAUGCUUUGGUUCAGGUUUUUCUUAGAGCUGAUAAGUUGGAUACUGCUUAUUUGGUUAAGAGAGAGAUGUUGAGUUAUGGGUUUGUUAUGGAUAGGUAUACUAUUAGUUGCUUUGCUUAUUCACUUUGUAAAAAUGGGAAAUGUAGAGAUGCUUUGGAUUUGAUUGAGGAGAUUGUGCCUGAUACUGUUUUUUAUAAUAGGAUGAUUUCUGGGUUGUGUGAGGCUUUGCUUUUUGAAGAAGCGAUGGAUAUGUUGCAUAGAAUGCGGUCUACUUCUUGCAUUCCUAAUGUUGUUACUUAUAGGAUUUUGCUUUCUGGUUGUUUGAGAAAAGGGCAGCUCGGGAGGUGUAAGAGGAUUUUGAGUAUGAUGAUUACGGAGGGAUGUUAUCCGAAUCGUGAAAUAUUUAAUUCUCUUGUACAUGCUUAUUGUAAAUCAAGGGAUUACUCCUAUGCCUAUAAGUUGUUUAAGAAAAUGAUUAAGUGCGGGUGCCAGCCAGGAUAUCUGGUUUAUAAUAUAUUCAUUGGUAGUAUAUGUAGCAAUGAGGAACAGCCUAGCUCGGAUGUUUUAGAAUUAGCGGAGAAAGCUUAUAGUGAGAUGCUUGAUUCAGGGGUUGUAUUAAAUAAGGUCAAUGUCAGCAAUUUUGCGCGGUGUCUUUGUGGAGCUGGAAAAUUUGAUAAAGCUUUUAAGAUUAUAUGUGAAAUGAUGGGCAAGGGUUUCGUCCCCGAUGAUAGUACUUAUUCUAAAGUGAUUGGCUUCCUUUGUGACGCUUCUAAGGUAGAGAAGGCUUUUUCGUUGUUCGAAGAAAUGAAAAGGAACGGCAUUGUUCCCAGUGUUUACACCUAUACUAUUUUAAUUGAUAGCUUUUGCAAAGCGGGUCUUAUUCAGCAGGCUCGCAAAUGGUUUAACGAAAUGUUAAGCGAAGGUUGCUCGCCCAAUGUGGUGACUUAUACUGCUCUUAUUCAUGCAUACCUGAAAGCAAGAAAAGUGUCUGAUGCAAAUGAACUUUUUGAUAUGAUGUUGCUUGAAGGUUGCAAGCCUAAUGUUGUUACAUAUACAGCUUUAAUUGAUGGUCAUUGUAAGGCUGGGCAGAUUGAAAAAGCUUGUCAGAUCUAUGCCAGAAUGCGAGGUGACAUAGAAUCCUCUGAUAUCGACAAGUAUUUUAAGCUAGAUCAUGACAACUCUGAAGGACCAAAUGUUAUUACAUAUGGGGCUUUGGUAGAUGGUUUAUGCAAAGCCAACAAGGUCAAGGAGGCACGGGAAUUGUUGGAUACCAUGUCGGCUGAUGGUUGUGAGCCUAAUCAUAUAGUGUACGAUGCUGUUAUCGACGGGUUUUGCAAGAUUGGAAAGCUUCAGGAUGCACAAGAGGUAUUUGCAAAAAUGUCAGAGCGUGGAUACAGUCCAAAUUUGUAUACCUAUAGCUCUUUAAUCGAUUGUCUGUUUAAAGAUAACCGAUUGGAUCUUGUUUUGAAAGUGUUGUCGAAGAUGCUAGAGAGUUCUUGCACUCCAAAUGUUGUUAUUUACACAGAGAUGGUUGAUGGCCUCUGUAAAGUUGGAAAAACAGAUGAAGCUUACAAGCUCAUGCUCAAGAUGGAAGAAAAGGGCUGCAAUCCAAAUGUUGUAACCUAUACUGCAAUGAUUGAUGGUUUUGGGAAAUUAGGAAAAAUUGAACAGUGCCUUGAGCUCUACAGAGAUAUGUGCUCAAAGGGCUGUGCUCCAAACUUUAUAACCUACAGGGUUUUGAUAAAUCAUUGUUGCUCAAAUGGCCUUCUUGACGAAGCAUACAAACUCUUGGAUGAAAUGAAACAAACAUAUUGGCCAAAGCAUAUAUUAAGUCACCGUAAAAUUAUUGAGGGCUUCAGCCAAGAGUUUAUCACCUCGAUUGGGCUUUUAGACGAGUUGAGUGAGAAUGAAUCAGUGCCUAUUGAUUCUUUUUACAGAAUUUUGAUUGAUAAUUACAUCAAGGCAGGGAGACUAGAGGUUGCAGUGAAUCUUCUUGAAGAGAUUUCAUCAUCUCCAAGCCUUGCAGUUGCCAAUAAAUAUCUAUAUACUUCUUUAAUCGAGAAUCUGUCACGUGCAAGUAAUGUUGAUAAAGCCUUAGAGCUGUAUGCUAGCAUGAUAAGUAAGAAUGUCGUUCCAGAUCUUAGCACACUUGUCCACCUCAUCAAAGGCCUUAUCAAGGUUGAUAAGUGGCAAGAAGCACUACAAUUAUCGGACAGCAUAUGCCAAAUGGAUAUCCGCUGGCUUCAUGAAGAGGCAUGGUCAAGCUGAAGGAAAAUGGAUACAGGUUUGGACGGAAGACAUGGUUAAGGUGAAAAUGGAUACAGGUUUGGACGGAAGACAUGGUCAAGGUGAAAAUGGAUACAGCUUUGGACGGAAGACAUGGUCAAGCUGAAAAUGGAUACAGCUUUGGACGGAACUUUAUUGAAGAACUGUGGUAAUAACAUCAAUAAUGGAAGCAGAAACAAGAGAUUCUGAAGAAAUUUUGGAAAGACUUUCCAUAUUCCAUUAAUGUUCAAAUCCUGUGUAUUUUGUCCACCCAUCAUUACAUCAUGCUGGGGUAUGAUCGUGGCAUGCAGUAUGCUAAUUAAUGUCAAGAGCUUGGCAGCUGAGGAAUCAGCUUUUUGACAUCCGGCAUUUGGGAAAGCAUCCUUUGUUCUAAAUUUUUCUAUUCAUUUCAAAGUAUGAUAUCUGCUGGAAGACUUGGUGGUUACAGGUCAGAGUUGUGGAAAUAACUUCUAUGCUCACUGCUUACACCUGACAACCUCCGGCUGAAUUGGGGGUUACAGGUCAGAGUUGUGCAAAAAGCUUCUCUGCUUACUGCUUACACCUGACAACCUCAGGAAGAAUUGGUGGUUACAGGUCAGAGUUGUGUAAAUAACUUGUCUGCUCAAUGCUUACACCUGACAACCGCCAGCAGAAUUGGUCGUUACAGAUCAGAGUUAUGGAAAUAACUUGUCUGCUCACUGCUUACACCUUACAACCGCCGGAAGACUUGGUGGUUAUAGGUGAGUUGUAGAAAUAACUUCUCUGCUUACUGCUUACACCUGACAACCGCCGGAAGACUUGGUGGUUACAGGUGAGUUGUGGAAAUAACUUCUCCGCUCGCCGCUUACAACACCUGACAACCACAGACUGCACGCUGGAGGGAUCUUCAUUAGCUGAGCUGCUUUUAUAUUUUGAUGGUGUAUAUAGAUAGGUUGCAGUGGUAGUUUCUAAUUGGAAAAUGUCAUUCAUUUUCUUUCUUGAUCAAUUGGUUUAUUUUUAGGGGGAGUCAUUAUUGAUUUUGGAAGGCAAUUGCCUCCAAUUACACGACCUUCAACCCCUCCAUAUAAAUGAAAGCAACAAUAAGUUUCACACUUGAAUCACAUUUCAUCAUAUAAAUAUAUUAGUAUAAUAUUAUUUUUCAAAAUGAGCUCUACAAAUAUUUAAAAGUAAAAAUUGUUUGGAGAUGUAUAUAAUGAAAUAUUCAAUGAACAAAGUGAGAUUUUGAUCAUUAAAGUAUCUGUAGGUUU